Nothobranchius furzeri (turquoise killifish) is the source of this 4152-nucleotide messenger RNA. RefSeq names its product otoancorin (gene otoa). Gene Ontology annotation, cellular component: cell surface; kinocilium; stereocilium tip. The record is from RefSeq and is a predicted model, not a curated record. Lineage: Eukaryota; Metazoa; Chordata; Actinopteri; Cyprinodontiformes; Nothobranchiidae. Gene Ontology annotation, biological process: cell-matrix adhesion.
CAGAGGCCAUGUUUCGGUGAACUGAGUGACGAGCAGAAAGAGAAAUUGCGACAGUUUAAGGUAAAGUUUAAGGAAAAUGGAAAGGCUAACUAGCUAGCAUCAACUAGCGGCUACUCCUUUUUGGUUUGCCUCUCAGAUCAAGACGAGACUCGACAACGAGAGGUACCUGAGAGCACACCCUGAGCUAGGGGGGAUGAUAGGAGCCUUUAUAAGUAAAUUGAUUCUCAACAAACCGACGAAUAUUCGAGAAUUUGCUGCAGAUCACUUCACGACCCUUGACGCUCACGCUGCCCCCUCCACAGAAAGAAGCGACAGCGCUGAGUGAUCACCGUGUUCUCCUCUGAGGGUGGUGGCGGACGGAGAAACAUGCAGAAACAUGCUCGGAACCAACAGUGUCACGCAACAUCUCUAAACAAGACAGGACAGGUAGACACCCAUCCAGGUCAGAUCCAACCAGACGUGGGACGGAGGCAGAACGACACACACCUCUCUCUGUCUGCAUUAGUUUCUGAAAAGGAGAAGGCACCGAAUCUGCUGAAGCUUCUCCCCAUGUCUCCAAAGGCAGGAACGUGGUUGUUUGUGCUCGCUGUGGCCUGCUCGGUCGUCGCUACCGUCUGCCCAGCUGAGACUUCAAAUGUGAUGUCCGUAGAUGACGUCGUCUUCAUCGGCAAAAAGCUGAUGAUGAAAUGCCAGACUAAAGGUUACCCUGCACCUUCAGCAACCCUGAUGAGCAGCGUCUUCAACAGCAGUGUCCUGACUGCAGGAGGAAAACCCGCAGACCAGUCCAACAGCCUCCUGUCCACCUUUCUUCCUGUGCUGAAUUCCCUCACCGCGGCCACAAGCAAGAACCCGCCUGGCCAAAUCCCCGUGGAGGCCUUAGAGAAAAUGAAGAGCAACAUGUGGAACUGCAGUUAUCUUCCUGCCAUGAUAAGGACGAUAAGGAACUCUUCUGAGCAAGUUAAAUGCUACAUGGAGGCGUUUGUGGCUCCUCUGUCCUGGGCGACCGCAGCAUCACUGAGUACAAGCACCUUCAGCUCAGCCGACUACGACACGCUGCUGUCAGCCGCCAGAUCUGUGCUGCUGGACGUUUCCUCUGCAGUGAUGAACCUUCCCGCCACCAUAGACGGACAAAAGCUGAAACAGAUGAUGAUCACGCUGCGGAGCGUGUACGGCACCCUGAACGAGGACCAGAGGGCCGAGGUGUUGAACUGGGCUAGAGAGCAGAUCGUCCAGAACAACUUCAGCUGCACGCUGAAGAAAACACCCAACUCUAAACCAAAACCGUUGGCUUCGUGCAAACCGACUGUGAAAUGGCUAGACUCGGAUGCUCUGAACAUGAUCGGGCCGUUUCUCUCCAGUUUACAACCCACUGACGUCGAUGCCUCUCCACAGGGAACUCUGUGUGCCUACUUCACCUCAGGCCAGUUCUCGUCCUCCGUGAGUGGAGUGACCCGAAUGAACCCCAGCUUAGCCAAGAUGCUUCUGCAGAGCUUCCAGCAAUGCUUCAGUCCAAACGAGUUUCAGAAAUAUCUGGAUAAACUUGGCCCCUUGGCUUGUUACUACAGCGCUUCAAACUUGACCUCUGACCUCAGCAAGAAGCUCCUCUCUCAGCUGACAAGCUGUGACAGCUCCAUAACCUCUAAGCUGGAGAAAGCCCUGAUCAAAAACGUGUUGUCAGGUCCCAUCACCGCUCAAGCUCUGCGUGACCUGGGCCGUAACGUUGCUCUAGUGCCGCCCAAGCAGCUGGCCACUCUCUCCUCAGCUGAUGUCAAAGAUCUCCUCCAGAACCCGGGCGUUGAAUGGUCUCGGAGCCAGAUGUUCACUCUGGUUAAGAAACAGCUGGGCGGGAAGAAGUGUGGGGAGGUGUUGGGCGCGGACGUGAUGGCCCUUCAGUCGGUGGCCGCGGGUCUGCCGAGCUGUGCACUGAAGAAACUCAAAGCUCAAGAUGUCCUAGCUAACACAGAGGCUCUGAGGAACAUGUCCAAGCAGAUGAAUAAGGGGCAGCUGAAGGCCGUGCUGGAGGGGCUUGGCGGGAACGCCAGCCUCUCAGAUCUGAUGGAGAAGCUGCCUGGGCCUUUGCUUCGUUGCGUUUCCCUCACCAACCUAAAAAAAGCCAACAUCACCUCUUUGGACCAAGUGGAGAAUAAAACCUGGAGUGUGUCACAGGCAGCUUACCUGGCGAAGAAGAUGCGCGAGCUGAACAAGGUUAACUUCAGGAGGCUGAAGUCGGUCCUGCAGGGCGUCACCUGUAAGAUGAUCGCAGAAGUUAACGACAGCCAGCUGCUGGAGACGGUUCAGGCCUUGGCAGAAGCGCCGCAGUGGCUCUCCAAAACUCAAGUGAGAUGUGCUGCAGGAAGACUUUUUAAGAGUUUGGAGCAGAAGAGAAGCGACUACUUCAGAAACAUCACCGAGCAGGAGCUGGCUGCCAUUCCUAACUUGCUCCUACUUUAUAUGACGCCUGAAAAGGUGAAGGACCUACCCGACUCCGUGUGCCAGGCGUUCCUCGACAAGAUGGCGGCGGCUGACCUGAACUCGCUGCCUCUGAACGCGCCGUCUCGUCUAGCGCUCACACAGAGAGCUCUGCUCUGCCUGACGAUCGGGAAGAAUCUGUCUGAAUUGACCAAAGCGGACGUGUUGAGGCUUGGACCAAUCCUGUGUGAGACGCCGCCCUCCAGACUUGCCCUGAUGGCUCCUGAUGUGAUCCAGUUCAGCCUCCAGGCCAUGGCCUCCUGCCAGAGCAUCCCCCAGCUCCACAGGCCCGACCUGGUCCGACUGGUCACCCAGACGUUCGGGAGUCCAUCCAACUGGACAGCUGCGCUGGUGGAAUCAGUCGGUCCCCUCAUCCUCUUGGAUGAUAACGCCACGUCUGCUCUGCCCAAUGCCCCUUGGAUGAAGGAUAGUCUCGCGUUCCUUAAGUUAAACCUCAUCCGCAUGUCAGAUGCUUUCAGAAAGAAGUACUUUGAAGUUGCCACUGCCGCUGCAUCAAGUUCAGCACGCAGGAGGAGAGCAGCCAACAGCACGACUGCACCCUCCGCGGCUCUGAUUGAAGAACUGGGACUGGACAACGUCCUCUGGACAGCGUCCCAGCUGGACGGGAUGUCAGACGGCACCUUCCUGGCUGCUGUAGACACACUCGGGUCGGUUCCUGGGUACAGCCCGGACCAGCUGGUCGUGCUCAGUAAAAAGGCAGUCCAGGUGUUUGGCCCCGUGUCGCAGAUGAACGAGAGCGCCGUCGUGCAGCUGAGGUGCAUCGCUCAGGGCUUCUCCAACGCGGACCUGGCUGGGCUUCCGCUGCCCCUCGACAGUCUGGAUGAAGUCGCUCUCUGCGGCUGGAAGGACUCGCAGAUACCGUCGGUGUGGAGGGCUGUUGCUAAGUACAACAACCUGACAGCGUCGCUGCUGGACUCCACAGCGAUGGUCACUCUGAACCGGUUCUUCUGCGGUCUGAGCUCCGGCGAGAUCAGUCAGCUCAGCGUGAACGCCUUCAGGGAAGCGGUGGGGUCGAUGGAUAAUCUCCCGUGUCCGCUGGACGUGCUACAACAACUCAAACAGCUGGCCGUGUCUUCGUUUGGAAGUCCCGACACCUGGACCGAAGCUCUGGUGUCCGACUUGAGAAACAUCACCGCUGGGCUGAAUGCAAAUGAAGCGGCUUCUCUGGACCCGUCGGUCUUCUCGUUCCUCAACCAAGCUUCUAUUCCACUUUUUCCUCCUCAGGUCUUUGCUGCCCUCUCUCCUGCCCAACUGGAGAAUCUCGGUCCUGACAACGCCGCCAUGGUGACCAGCGGACAGCGAGCAGCUCUAACACCUGAGCAGCUCAGGGUCGUUAACAGGUUGGCGACUGGUUCUGCUGACUCACAGGCUCCUCCUCAGUCCUCAGCAGCUCCAGCUCUGAGGGUGGAGGCGGUCUUCUCUGCUCUGUUCCUGCUCAUCGGGCUGCUUCUGCUGUGAGGACAGAGCCGACGUCCUGAAGGAGCGUUCGCCUCAGAAAAUCACACACACACACACACACACACACUUCAGGGUAACAUUCUGAAUGUUCAUUUUUCCAGCUGCGUGUUGAUAAGAGUAUUUUAAGGGUGAUAAAUGAGUUUGAUGCUUUGUGUGAAUAUAAUAUAUGUGAUAAGAUAAAUGGGGACAAACUGAUUUAACUCA